Messenger RNA from Argentina anserina (silverweed cinquefoil), 653 nucleotides. RefSeq names its product 50S ribosomal protein L18, chloroplastic-like. The record is from RefSeq and is a predicted model, not a curated record. Bases 31 to 510 code for a protein of 159 amino acids. Gene Ontology annotation, biological process: translation. Gene Ontology annotation, molecular function: 5S rRNA binding; structural constituent of ribosome. Gene Ontology annotation, cellular component: ribosome. The transcript has 3 exons. NCBI's taxonomy places the organism in Eukaryota, Viridiplantae, Streptophyta, Magnoliopsida, Rosales, Rosaceae.
GAGUGAGAGACAGAGAAGGAUAGAGAGAAGAUGUCAGCGUCUCUUUCGUUUGUUGGGUCUUCACAACAGCUAUGGAUGCGUCCCAAGUUUGCAGGAGUGUCCUCCCCAAGGCCUCAAUCCCAGUCUCUAGUUAUUGAAGCCAAGGCCACUACCAAAAGAGAAGACAGGACCGCUCGCCAUACUCGUAUCAGAAAGAAGGUUGAAGGGACUACUGAAAGGCCAAGACUAUGUGUCUUCCGCUCCAACAAGCAUCUCUAUGUCCAAGUGAUUGAUGAUACCAAGAUGCAUACACUUGCUUCAGCUUCAACAAUGCAGAAGCCCAUCUCUGAGGACUUUGACUUCACUUCUGGUCCAACCAUUGAAGUAGCAAAGAAAGUGGGAGAAGUCAUUGCAAAGUCAUGUUUGGAGAAAGGGAUCACAAAGGUAGCCUUUGACCGAGGUGGCUACCCGUAUCACGGACGUGUGGAAGCUCUUGCAAAUGCAGCUAGGGAGAAUGGCCUUCAAUUCUGAAAACCUAGGUGGGAAAUUGUUACUUUUCAAAUUGUUGUACCAUCUUGUUUCCUUUCAUUUUUGUAAAAUCUUGAGAUGGAAGAAUGUAUCAUUUGUAAACAGAGUUGUUGCUCAUCCUAGUUAAUUGAAGUUGAAAAUUUGAC